Phytophthora infestans T30-4 is the source of this 1497-nucleotide messenger RNA. Its product is annotated as Amino Acid/Auxin Permease (AAAP) Family. Bases 1 to 1497 code for a protein of 498 amino acids. NCBI's taxonomy places the organism in Eukaryota, Oomycota, Peronosporomycetes, Peronosporales, Peronosporaceae. The record is from RefSeq and is a predicted model, not a curated record. Gene Ontology annotation, cellular component: vacuolar membrane. Gene Ontology annotation, biological process: amino acid transmembrane transport. Gene Ontology annotation, molecular function: amino acid transmembrane transporter activity. The transcript has 3 exons.
AUGGGCUCCGCAAGUACUGGAGAGCACCAGUCUCUGCUGCCUUCCUACUCUCCGUCCGUAGCUCGUGCACGAGUACUCGGCCAAGAGACGGCACCGGCAUGGCCUGCCACGUUCGAAGAGGGUCUCGACGCUCGCAUGGCGGCACCUGUGGCGACGUCAUUGACGCCUCGCCACGUCAGUUCCUUCAACAGCAGCCCAUAUACUGAGCGACAGAGGCUCUUGCAGCAGCAGAGAGACGUGGUCUGGUCUCCAGCCAGCAGCACUGGAGCUGCUACGCCUCAAGGCACCAGCAGCUUUAAGGACGCGGUCUUUAAUGCCAUCAACGUCCUAUUGGGAGUGGGUGUGCUCUCCAGUCCCUUCUCGUUGCGCUCGAGUGGCUGGCUCAUUGGUGGGCCGCUCUUCCUCUUCUUCACGCUGGUAACUAACCACACAGCCAAGCUUUUAGGCCAAUGUCUUGACUAUCAAGAGGGAAUGACCGCGUACCCAGACAUCGGCGAAGCGGCCUUCGGUACCAGAGGUCGAGUCAUCAUUGGCGUCACGUUCUUCGCUGAAUUAUUCGCUGCCUGCGCCAUGUUCUUCGUUCUAACUGGAGAUACGCUAGCGGCGUUGAUUCCGUCGUGUACAGAGACGCAGUUGACUGUUAUGGCGUUUCUGCUUAUCAUGCCGUCCAUGUGGACGACGCACAUGUCCAUGUUGUCAUAUUUCAGCAUUUUGGGCAUCUUAUCGUCAUUUUUCUGUCUCUACACGAUUUUCUACGUGGGUUUCGCCAUCGACACGCGUGCUCCGGACUACACAAUGGGCAGUUUGGUGCAUCCGCAGCCUUUGCAGGUGAUUGGCGACUUGGAUCGGAUCCCAUUGGCUAUUGGCCUCACUAUGGUGGCAUUCGGCGGCCACUCGGUCUUCCCGUCCAUCUGCAGCUCCAUGGCGAACAAGAAGGACUACCCGCGGGUACUCAACCUCUCAUACUUUAUUGUGGGACUUGUGUACGGCGCCAUUGAACUCGCUGGUUACCUCAUGUUUGGAGUGGCUACCCAGAAGGAGAUCACACUCAACCUCAUCGCGUCCUACCCAGGUGUUUUGACCCAGAUGGUAGUCUGGACGAUCGCGUUGAACCCGAUGAGUAAGAUCGCUAUUACCCUGCACCCGGUAGCUUUGGCGCUUGAAGAAUUCCUGCUGUCGCCGAGCCAGAAACGAGCUGCUGCGAGGAAUAAACCGAGCAAGACGCUGGUGUUCUACCGAGCUUUUAUCCGCACGACGCUCGGUAUGGGAGCUCUGUGUUGCGCACUGUUCGUGCCGCACUUUGCGCGUGUGACGUCGUUCCUGGGUGCCUUCUUCGCGAUGCUGGUGUCGGUGUUUCUGCCGUGUGUCUGCUACCUCAAACUCUUCUCGCACCGCCUGUCGAAGGGCGAGAUUGUGCUUAACGCUGGGCUAGCAGGGCUCUCUAUCAUCUUGAUGUUGUUCGGCACUCUCGCGUCCUUCUUGUCGCCCGCGGAUUAA